Molecule: messenger RNA, 2941 nt
Organism: Colias croceus (clouded yellow)
Lineage: Eukaryota; Metazoa; Arthropoda; Insecta; Lepidoptera; Pieridae
Product: chromo domain protein LHP1-like
Exons: 6
Coding region: 161-1153 (330 amino acids)
Biological process (GO): negative regulation of transcription by RNA polymerase II; chromatin organization
Cellular component (GO): pericentric heterochromatin
Molecular function (GO): chromatin binding
Source: RefSeq, a predicted model, not a curated record
CAUAGCGUGAUGCGUCGGUCGCACUCGAGUGAUAUAGAAUUGCGCUUGGUUGGGUUGUGUUUUCCCUCCUUUUCUGCGAUUGUAUAUAUUUAUUGGUGUCAGCUUCUGUUAUUCAGCAAAUUAUACUUGAUUCAUUAUUGUGUACUUUCCGAAAUUCAGAAUGCGUAAAAUAUCUAAAAGCCGUGCAGACGAUGAUGUUGUAUCAUCUACUAAUGGAUCCGGGUCGCUUGGUAUUGAAGAUCAAGAAGCUGACCAGAGUGUGGAGCGUGAAGAAGAUAAAUCUGGAUCUAAAGAUAAGAAUGAUAGUAUAAACGAUGGAGAUUCUGAUGAUUCUAAAGAACUCGUAACUAGUAAAUCAAAAACCAAAUCAAAGAAACGUAAAUCUGGGAAGAAUAACAAAACCAAUGAUGAUGACGAUCAAACUGAUUCGGAUCUAAAGCAAAAUGAUGAUACAGCUGAUGAUGUUGAUUCCGUGGAAUCCAAAGAAACGCCUAAAAAAAAACCUAAAAGCGAAAGUAAGGCUAAAUCCAAAAAGGGGAAAUCAGGACGGGAGACUAAGAAGAAUGUAGCAGAGGAAGAAGAAUAUGAGGUUGAAAGAAUUGUUGAUUCUAAGAGAAUUAAAGGAAAACUCCAUUAUUUGAUUCGUUGGAAGGGAUACAGUGCAGAUAGUGAUUCUUGGGAACCCCAUGAUACAUUAUCUUGCCCCGAUGUUAUAAAUAAAUAUAAUGAAGAAAAAGAAAUUCCUCCCAAAAAGAGUAAUAAGAGGAAAGCUAAAAAAAAGGAGACCAAAGUUCCAGCCAAACGAGCAAAAACUAACUGGGACAGUGAAAAUGCUGAUGAAAAUGCAGAAUAUGAAGUGGAACGCAUUUUGGAAGUCCAUCAUAAGAAGAAUGGAGACAGGGAAUUUUUAAUCCAUUGGAAGGGAUGGUCUAGCAAGUUUGAUUCAUGGGAGCCAGAGAAGAAUUUAAACUGUCCUGAUUUAAUCAAGAGAUUUAUGGAUAAGGUGAGUGUCGCACGUUCGUCAACGGGAAGAAAUUUGCGUGUUGCUCCGGAAACUACGAACCGGUUCACUUUACAAGAUCCCUCGUCCGGACGUCGUCUUAGCAAACGCAGAGGACAAAGACAAAGAGUGCGGUACGAUGACGCUGAAUGAAACACAUCAGAUUGUGGCAUUGCCCUUUAGUACAAGCAACUUCCGCAAAGAGACCUAUCAAACGAGUUUGUGAUCUUAAAAGUUUCAGUGGUUGCUAAAUAGUUGGCUUGAUGUCUCAUGUCGCUUAUUGGUUGAAAGUCAGAGAACAUUUUUUUAAUAUAUUAAAAAGACUUUCAAGUAUCUGGGGCGGGUAUACAAUAACAUGAAGAUUAAGUAUAAUUAUUUUGAAUAUAUGUACCUAAUAAAAGUAACAUCUUCUAUCUUUGCCUUCCUGAUCUGGAUUUUUUUAAAGUGUCUUUUUUGUAGGUAUUUUAUUCUUAUUGGUAUGUGAAUGUUUUUUUUUUCAUGACUUUCAUUCAUUCAUUCAUUCUAGACUUUCAACGUUUUUUUUGCGGUUGUUGCUUUAUUCGUGUUUUUUUAUAUUUUUGUUUGUGUUCCAACAUAAGAGGUUAUAUUUAAAUGUGUGCAAUGUUCAAUAUGUUUUCUUCUCAAUACGAGCAUUUCUGUAUGAUCCCGCUACGAUUAUGUAUAUUAAAACAACAUUUACAUCAAAGCUUCUAAUAUGGUGCAAGUGCUCAUCCAUUUUUAAUAAUAUGGAAUUGGAAAUAUUUGUUUUGUGGCAUAUAAGGUUGUUAUUAUUUGAUACAAUAUAUAUGUUAUAGUCAAACCCCAAAACACAAUAUCUUCGCGGAAGGACUGGUUUAUCUUAUGUUUGGCUAAAGUCAUCGGGUAAUCCUCGAAAUACAUUUGAAUUUCGCCCUUUGUUUGACAGUAUUUUUACUAUAAACCUAGGAGCUCCCAACUUUUCAGACAAACGUUGAACGUAAAACUUAAUAAAUUAUUUAAGCAUCUCAAAUACAACGUGAAAAUCUUGUAAACUGACCAAUCAGGUGUCAGAACAGACAGAGUUAAGCGGUACAGAGUUAAGCGGUUCUUAAGAUUUGAAAGCUGCUUAAAUUAUAAAAUGCUUUCAAAUAUACGGAAUUAGUACAUUUCAUACCUAAUUCAAGUUUAUAUUGUCAAUCCCCGAUUUAACAAAAUUGUGUUUUGACGUUUGCCUGAACAAAUUAGUCUCUCCCAAGUUUGACGAAAAGUGUUUAGUAAAAGUCCGAAAUAUUACAUUUAUAUGGGUUUUGGCAAAGUCAUUACGCCAGACCUGAGGAUUGACCAGUCCAAUCUACGAGUUCCCGAGCUUUGGGGUUUGACCAUAACAUAUACAUCUACAAUAAAUGCGAUUAGUAUUCUUCAGAUACAUUAAGGUGUUUAUGUUUAUAAAAACACGAGGGUAAACUAUUGAAGUAUGCUACAACUGUAUUAUUGAAUAAAAUAAUUGAAUUUAGCAUAGUGGCAAUAUUAUUUUUGCCAUUCACUAAAAAUUAGGCGUCGAUAUUUGUGCUAAUUACCACCCGCCUAUAUAUUUGGUUUUAUAAGGUCGUUUAUUAACGACGACAACAUUAAGAAAAAAAAAAACAGUUUAAAUGAUUUAAAUUUACCAAAAAAUGUAAUAUAUUUACAAAUACAGUAUAUUUCCGAGGCCCUUAUUCUUAUUUGUUAUAACUUGUAUAAGAUAUAUUUUCAAAGCAUUCUAUCUAUAUUAGACUUAAAACAUCCGUGUUGAAACUAGCAUAAGAAUAGCAUCUCAAUUUUAGAAACGAGUUUAAAAAAAUCCUUACAAUUAAUAUGCUAAUCAUAAUGGAUUCUUUUAUAGCACAUAUCUUUAUUGUCAACAUUACAUAAUAAUGUUACUCUAAGUUUAUGACUAAAUAAUAAAUAGUUACGCAAUUUAAA